UUUUCAUUUCUCUAUAUAAAGCAUUCCAAGCCUUUCUUGUUUUCCCAUCACAAGUCACACAACAUAUCAAAAUGGAAAUGAAGAAGCUCUUGUUUGUCUCCUUAUCCCUUGCUUUGGUUUUAGGAAUAGCUAAGAGCUUUGAUUUCGAGGAGAAUGAUUUAGCAUCAGAGAAAAGUUUGUGGGAUUUGUACGAGAGAUGGAGAAGUCACCACACAGUUACUCGAAGCCUUGAUGAGAAGAAUAAUCGUUUUAACGUGUUCAAAGCCAAUGUUAUGCAUGUUCAUAAUACCAAUAAAUUAGAUAAACCUUAUAAGCUUAAGUUGAAUAAGUUUGCUGACAUGACUAAUUACGAAUUUAGGAGCAUCUAUGCUGAUUCUAAGGUUAAUCACCAUAGAAUGUUCCGUGGCAUGUCACAUGACAAUGGGCCGUUCAUGUAUGAGAAUGUGGAGGGUGUUCCUUCUUCGAUUGAUUGGAGGAAGAUAGGUGCUGUCACUGGUGUAAAGGAUCAAGGCCAAUGCGGUAGUUGCUGGGCUUUUUCAACUAUUGUAGCUGUUGAAGGUAUUAACCAAAUCAAGACACAAAAACUAGUAUCCUUGUCGGAGCAAGAACUUGUGGAUUGUGACACUGAAGUGAAUCAAGGAUGCAAUGGCGGGUUAAUGGAAUAUGCAUUCGAGUUCAUCAAGCAAAAUGGCAUAACAACAGAAACCAAUUAUCCUUAUGCUGCAAAAGAUGGAACCUGUAAUAUACAAAAGGAGAAUAAACCAGCAGUGUCAAUUGAUGGCCAUGAGAAUGUCCCUGCUAACAAUGAAAAAGCAUUGUUGAAAGCUGCUGCCAACCAACCUAUUUCUGUAGCUAUUGAUGCUGGGGGAUCUGAUUUCCAGUUUUAUUCAGAGGGAGUAUUUACUGGACACUGUGGUACUGAGCUGAAUCAUGGGGUAGCAAUUGUGGGGUAUGGAGCAACUCAAGAUGGAACAAAAUAUUGGACAGUGAAGAACUCUUGGGGAAGUGAAUGGGGAGAACAGGGUUACAUUAGAAUGCAAAGGGCCAUAUCUCAUAAGCAAGGUCUAUGUGGCAUAGCUAUGGAGGCUUCCUAUCCAAUCAAAAAGUCAUCUAAAAACCCAACAAAAAGUUCACUUCCGAAAGAUGAGCUUUAAAUGAUGCCAUUGCAACAAGAAAUAAUAAUGUUUGUAAUUCAUAUAUGCUUCCUAUGUCUAAGUAUACAUCGAUGUUCUUAUGUUAGGAUUGCGUCCCAUAGAAAUAGAAAUAAUGUGUGUUUGCAUUUGAUUGUUUGUAUUAUUUAUUCAUCACUGAUUUCUAUUAAGAAAUGUAA
Molecule: messenger RNA, 1330 nt
Organism: Medicago truncatula (barrel medic)
Lineage: Eukaryota; Viridiplantae; Streptophyta; Magnoliopsida; Fabales; Fabaceae
Product: vignain
Exons: 4
Coding region: 72-1154 (360 amino acids)
Biological process (GO): proteolysis
Molecular function (GO): cysteine-type peptidase activity
Source: RefSeq, a predicted model, not a curated record